AUGCGUCGCAACAGUCUUCUACAAGCGCUCGCCGUCGGCAGUCCACACAAUAUCCCGCAUUUCAAAACCCUACAGGACAUCAUUCGCGCUAUAAAACAAGACUGGUCCCCUAAGUCAACCGUGGGCGAGCAUCUUGAGGAAAAGGAUUUUAAAGGACGGGCCGGACUCGAAUAUUCCAAUCUGAUAUUCGGUAUCGACUACACCAAGUCGAAUUGCUAUCAAGGUGAACGAACCUUCGACGGUCGAACACUUCACGACUUGAGUCCACAUGAAAUGAACCCACCAACAGACCGAGUUCUCAUUACAAUUCGAGAUAUGGUGAUAGAAAUCGUCGGAAAAACGUUGUCGUCAUUCGAUGCGGACGGGAUGAUCCCAGCAUAUGGAUUUGGUGAUGAGGAGUUCACCGAUAAGGGAAUUUUCAACAUCGCUGAUCGAUAUGACCUCGAAAAGGAUUGUAAUGGAUUUGAAGAGGUGCUCAGGGUCUACAAUGAAGUCACGCCAAAGGUGGCGAUGAGUGGACCGACGAACUUUGUCCCAUUGAUUGAACGAGCUGUUGAAAUCUGCAAAGAGAAAGCACUCGUAUCAUAUCCUUGUGAUCGUUGCUGA
Messenger RNA from Ostertagia ostertagi, 606 nucleotides. NCBI's taxonomy places the organism in Eukaryota, Metazoa, Nematoda, Chromadorea, Rhabditida, Trichostrongylidae. The record is from the annotation of a GenBank genome assembly.